AAUAUUAAAUAAGUACAUAAAUUGAAAACAUUUCAUUUUGUUACCUCUGUCGGUUUUUUACCUACGGUUAACUUCUGCGAAAUAUUACACAUUUUUAAUCUAAGGCCGUUCUAUAAAUGUUUGCGAUAGUCUAUGACCUAUAGUGAUUGCGUCGUGAUAAAUCGAAAAAAGAAUUACGGUUUUUUUAACGAAGCUUUUCAAUGUAUAUUAUUAAAAACUGCUUGAUUUUCAUGUACUUUCUAGUUUCCACAAAUUAAUAUUCUAUCAAAAUCUGAAGUAUGAUAUGUAAAUGACAUCUUGUUGACGCGGGUAAUUCAAAAUGUCAAUUCGUAUCGACAAAUAAAUAUUUUAAAUACAUUCAAAAUCUAUUAAAUGAUUCAGUCCAAGCACAUCGGGAAUGGUUAUAAAAGUGGGCAUAAAUGGUUUCGGCCGCAUUGGCAGAGUCAUUUUCAGAACGUGUCUCCAACAUCCUGAUAUUGAGUUAUCUGCGAUUAACGACCCGGCGAUCGACAUUGAGUACAUCUGCUAUUUGAUAAAGUUCGAUUCCACCCACGGAAAAUUCAAAGGGAAUAUCUCACACACAGAAAAUGAAAUUACAAUCGAUGAACGAACCAUCAAAGUUUUCCGGGAGAAACUGCCGCCGAGCGUGCCGUGGCAGGCUGCGGGUGUCCAGUAUGUCAUCGAAGCUUCUGGAAUGUUCACCUGCCUCCAGAAGGCGUCGGGUCAUUUAGCAAGUGACGGUGUGAAGCGCGUGAUAGUAACAGCGCCGAGUAUCGACGUCCCGAUGAUCAUAUUAGGCGUGAACGACAAUAAGCUAAAUGCAGAGCAAAAAGUGUUAUCAUGCGCGUCCAGCACGCUAUAUUGCCUGGCUCCGAUGGUCAAGGUUCUAGAAGAGAGUUUCGGUGUCACCGAGGGUUUUAUUACGAGUAUACACGCCAUGACGCCAUCCCUCAAACCUUUAGAUGGCCUGUGCUUGAGAGGAAAGGUAAAAUCAUUGCUAUCUAGAUGA
Molecule: messenger RNA, 1009 nt
Organism: Trichoplusia ni (cabbage looper)
Lineage: Eukaryota; Metazoa; Arthropoda; Insecta; Lepidoptera; Noctuidae
Product: glyceraldehyde-3-phosphate dehydrogenase-like
Exons: 5
Coding region: 398-1009 (203 amino acids)
Molecular function (GO): oxidoreductase activity, acting on the aldehyde or oxo group of donors, NAD or NADP as acceptor; NAD binding
Source: RefSeq, a predicted model, not a curated record